Messenger RNA from Rhea pennata, 3057 nucleotides. It is a transcript of the gene ZDHHC17, whose product is annotated as zinc finger DHHC-type palmitoyltransferase 17. Gene Ontology annotation, cellular component: Golgi membrane. Gene Ontology annotation, molecular function: palmitoyltransferase activity; protein binding. The transcript is spliced from 17 exons. The record is from RefSeq and is a predicted model, not a curated record. Lineage: Eukaryota; Metazoa; Chordata; Aves; Rheiformes; Rheidae. The coding region runs from base 21 to 1889 and encodes 622 amino acids. Gene Ontology annotation, biological process: protein palmitoylation.
GGCGGCGUGUUCGCACCAAGAUGGCGGCGCCUCUGGAUGAGUACGAGAAGGAAGCGGGCUGCGUCCCCAUCCUGCACCCAGAGGAACUCAAGCCUCAGAGCCAUUACAACCAUGGAUACAGUGAAUCUCUUGGGCGGAAAAGCCACAUUGAUGAUUAUAGCACUUGGGACAUUGUCAAAGCCACACAGUAUGGAAUAUAUGAACGGUGUAGAGAGUUGGUAGAAGCAGGUUAUGAUGUGCGGCAACCAGACAAAGAAAAUGUAACGCUUCUCCACUGGGCUGCAAUCAACAACAGGAUAGAUUUGGUGAAAUACUAUAUUUCAAAAGGUGCAAUCGUUGAUCAGCUGGGAGGAGAUUUAAAUUCUACUCCACUUCACUGGGCAACAAGACAGGGUCACUUAUCCAUGGUUGUACAGCUGAUGAAGUAUGGGGCAGAUCCGUCGCUAAUUGAUGGAGAAGGAUGUAGCUGUAUUCAUUUGGCUGCCCAGUUUGGACAUACUUCGAUUGUUGCUUACCUGAUAGCAAAGAGACAGGAUGUAGAUAUGAUGGAUCAAAAUGGAAUGACACCUCUAAUGUGGGCAGCUUACAGAACACAUAGUGUGGAUCCAACUCGAUUGCUACUUACAUUUAAUGUUUCUGUUAAUCUUGGAGACAAAUAUCAUAAAAACACAGCAUUGCACUGGGCUGUGCUAGCAGGAAAUACUACAGUCAUUAGCCUUCUGUUAGAAGCUGGAGCUAACGUAGAUGCUCAGAACAUCAAGGGAGAAUCACCACUUGAUCUGGCGAAACAGAGGAAGAAUGUGUGGAUGAUCAACCACUUACAGGAAGCAAGACAGGCAAAGGGAUAUGACAGUCCAUCCUUUCUCAGAAAGCUGAAAGCUGAUAAGGAAUUCCGUCAGAAGGUGAUGCUGGGAACUCCUUUCCUGGUUAUUUGGCUGGUUGGGUUUAUAGCAGACCUUGACAUUGAUUCUUGGCUCAUUAAAGGGCUGAUGUAUGGUGGUGUUUGGGCUAUGGUGCAGUUUCUUUCAAAGUCAUUCUUUGAUCAUUCCAUGCACAGCGCAUUGCCUCUUGGAAUAUAUUUGGCAACAAAAUUCUGGAUGUAUGUGACGUGGUUCUUCUGGUUUUGGAAUGAUCUCAAUUUUUUCUUUAUACAUCUUCCAUUCCUUGCUAAUAGUGUUGCACUUUUCUACAAUUUUGGAAAAUCCUGGAAAUCUGAUCCAGGAAUCAUCAAAGCCACAGAAGAACAAAAGAAAAAGACAAUAGUAGAACUUGCAGAGACAGGAAGUCUGGACCUCAGUAUAUUCUGCAGUACCUGUUUGAUACGGAAGCCAGUGAGAUCUAAACACUGUGGUGUAUGCAAUCGAUGUAUAGCAAAGUUUGAUCACCACUGCCCAUGGGUGGGUAACUGCGUAGGAGCAGGGAACCAUCGCUAUUUUAUGGGGUACCUGUUCUUCCUGCUUUUUAUGAUCUGCUGGAUGAUUUAUGGAUGCAUCUCUUAUUGGGGAUUUCACUGCGAGACAAGUUAUGCAAAGGAUGGAUUUUGGACCUAUAUUACACAGAUUGCUACCUGUUCUCCUUGGAUGUUUUGGAUGUUUUUGAACAGUGUUUUUCACUUCAUGUGGGUGGCUGUGUUACUCAUGUGUCAGAUGUAUCAGAUAUCUUGUUUAGGUAUCACUACAAAUGAAAGGAUGAAUGCAAGACGAUAUAAGCACUUUAAGGUUACAACCACGUCUAUUGAAAGCCCAUUCAACCACGGAUGUAUAAGGAAUAUUAUAGACUUCUUUGAAUUCAGAUGCUGUGGUCUUUUUCGUCCUGUUAUCGUGGACUGGACAAGGCAGUAUACAAUAGAGUAUGACCAAACUUCAGGAUCGGGCUACCAGCUAGUGUAGCACCACAUUCAUCCUGUGAGCAUAUCAUAUCUGAGUGGUGCCUGAAAAAUUUUCUCUCUCUCUCUCUCGAAUCCACAUCCCUUGAGGAGUAGCAUGCUAUGUGUAGGGCUGAUGAUGAAUCUUAAGGUACCUUCUCUUCAUCAGAAUUUUAUUAACAAAAGUAAAAAUGGACAGAAUAAACUGCCAAACCUGAUAAGGAAGAGGAGGAAGAUCAAAAAGGGAUUUUAAUGGUUCUUAACAUGAGAAUUAUUCACAACAGCAUAUUCACAGUAUUUGUUGUUGGGUUUUUUAUUUAAGAUCUUUCACAAUAAGCAUGAGAUUAUUAAAGUAUUGACAUAAGUAGUUAUGUUGUGCUGAGCAGAAAUAUUAAUUUCCCAGUACAGAUAAUUCCAGUGGAACAAGAAUCCCAGAAUUAAAAAAGAACCCUAAAUUUUGUGAUGCAAAGUUCACUAAGAUUGCUACAUUGUAGUUCCUGUAAUGUGACUUUUUAAUACAGGUUUUCUAUAGUAUUAUGUACAUUGAAAAAUGUGCAUUCCAAUACUGUGAUAAAAAUCAUGUGGUGGAAAUCCCUUGUAAUGUGUUAAGUUAUUGCAGUAGCACAGGUCAGAUAAUGUUAACAGAAAAAUACGUUGCCUACAUAUUUGGUGAUUGUUAUUGCCACCAGUUCCUGGUACAAUUGAAUACUUGUAAUAACCCUGUUCUGAGAUUAUAUAGUCUGAAAAUAAACAAUUGUGCAAAUAAGGAAAGCUCUUCUGUCAAAGUUAAAGCCCUGCUUAAAUGCAUGAUACACCUUUAAAACUAGAUUACAGUAUAUAUUAUUCAGCAAAAAAAAAAAAGUGGAAAGAGUUUAUCUUUGAAGUGAUUGUAUAAACAACUUUUGAAAUAGUGAUGUUUCAAUAUUAGAUUUCAUCCCCAUGCAGUACUGUGUAGUGUAAUUAGAAACAUUUUCAAAGGGAAGUGUCAUAGGGAGAACCAAGAAUGUGACUACAAAAGUCUCAGUUGUAAAAAGACAAGAUUUAAUGGUUUUAAAUUCUAUGUGACUACAAAAGAGGAACCUAAAGCUGUCUAAAAUAUUUUGCUUGCAUGUACAUUAAUGGAAAAAAUUAAAAAAAAAAAAAAAAAAAAGUACGGGAUCCCAAUAAUAGCACAUACAAAUAGAAAAAUCUAA